Fusarium graminearum PH-1 is the source of this 384-nucleotide messenger RNA. RefSeq lists its product as uncharacterized. Lineage: Eukaryota; Fungi; Ascomycota; Sordariomycetes; Hypocreales; Nectriaceae. Bases 1 to 384 code for a protein of 127 amino acids. The transcript is spliced from 2 exons. The record is from RefSeq and is a predicted model, not a curated record.
AUGGUGGACAGCAUGGUCCUCCAGUCUGUCGGUCGUGCCGGAAGUCGUGCCCCUCCGGGACUGGCUAUUCACAGCAACAGCCGUGGUGGCGGCAUACAGCAAGACGUUUUUACCAAGGUGCCCAGCUCCUCAAAGACCAUCGCCUUCCGCGUGGAGAGUGAAGAAACCCUCAUCCAAGCCUACCGUCAGGUCAAAUCAAUGAACCCCUCUGCCUCUGUUGGCGGGAUCAUGUUCAGUGUGGCGCCGAAAGCUGACUCUCCCUUCACUGAGAUUGACAAUAUCCGCUGGGGAUCCCUCACUGGGCGUCGUAGCUUCAGUUCCCGCUUCACAACUGCCGCAGCACGAUCUUUUCGAAAUGGAAGAUCCUGGACCUUCGAUGUUUGA